Molecule: messenger RNA, 909 nt
Organism: Lachancea lanzarotensis
Lineage: Eukaryota; Fungi; Ascomycota; Saccharomycetes; Saccharomycetales; Saccharomycetaceae
Product: LALA0S13e01662g1_1
Exons: 1
Coding region: 1-909 (302 amino acids)
Biological process (GO): formaldehyde catabolic process
Cellular component (GO): cytosol
Molecular function (GO): S-formylglutathione hydrolase activity
Source: RefSeq, a predicted model, not a curated record
AUGGGAUUUCAAAUCGAAUCACAAAUCUCCAGCUGUGGUGGUAAGCUAUUGAAGCUUCAACAUGAGUCCGAGACAACCGGCACUUCCAUGAACGUUAACAUCUAUUUGCCCCAACAGUACUAUAAAGAAGAUGGUGCCAAAAUCCCAGCUCUUUACUAUUUGUCAGGAUUAUCCUGUACACCUCAAAACGCUUCAGAAAAGGCCUUCUGGCAACCCCAGGCCGACAAAUUUGGUUUUGCAGUUGUUUUUCCAGACACCUCUCCUCGUGGAGCAGAUGUUCCUGAUGAUCCAGAAAAUGGUUGGGAUUUUGGCUUAUCCGCUGGUUUCUACGUUGACGCUACACAAAGCCCAUAUGACAAGAAUUACAAAAUGUUCAGCUAUGUUCAUGAUGAGCUCCCAAACAAGCUGGACCAAUUUUUCAAGAGUACAGGUUCCGAAUCUGGCUCCACGCUGGACUUUUUGGACAACGUGGCCAUCACUGGACAUUCCAUGGGUGGCUUUGGAGCAAUCUCGGGGUAUCUCAAACAAUAUGCAAGUCCGAGAAAAUACAAGUCGUGCUCUGCUUUUGCACCCAUCGCCAACCCAUCGCUGGUUCCAUGGGGCAAGAAGGCCUUUGGUAACUAUCUUGGCCUUGAAAGUGCACAAUGGGAAAAAUACGAUCCAGCCAACCUGGUCAAGAACAUUUCAAAUAAAGGAAACGACGUAAUUUUGAUUCACCAAGGUACCAAUGAUCCUUUUUACAAAGAACAAUUAAAGCCUCAUUUGCUAAUCGAGGCCGCCAAGGGUACCUCCUGGGAAGGUAAAAUUAACUUAAAUCUUGUUGAUGGCUUUGACCAUUCAUACUACUUUAUCAGCAGCUUUGUUCCUCAACAUGCUGAGUUCCACGCAAAGAACUUAGGACUUAUUUAA